Molecule: messenger RNA, 4120 nt
Organism: Ctenocephalides felis (cat flea)
Lineage: Eukaryota; Metazoa; Arthropoda; Insecta; Siphonaptera; Pulicidae
Product: ATPase family AAA domain-containing protein 2-like
Exons: 4
Coding region: 476-3844 (1122 amino acids)
Biological process (GO): positive regulation of transcription by RNA polymerase II
Cellular component (GO): nucleus
Molecular function (GO): ATP hydrolysis activity; histone binding; ATP binding
Source: RefSeq, a predicted model, not a curated record
CACACUUCAUUCGCCGUCUUUCUUUUUCUAGCAAUGAAUAUGAUGUGACAGUUUAUAUUGGGUUUUGUGUAGAUAGUUGAGCUAUUUCGAGACUUUGAGUGUGUUAUAAAUGAAUUUGAGUGUAAAGUGAUGUUUGAGAAGUUUCUGGUUAUUGCAAAAUGACCACCUGUAGAUUUUUUACAUGACUGUUAUGAUUUUGAUUUGGUUCUUCAAAAAUACGCUGGGUCGACUUGACUUACCACGCGAGACGUCUCGAGAUCUGCUUUGUUGCCGACCAUCAGCAUUGGAAAUUCGUCUCUGUCUUUGACACGGAUGAAAUAUUGAAGAAAGUUCGGCCUUCAACAAUCGAUAGUUGGGCAAUAAUUUUUUUAUCCACUGUCAGUAAAUUGCAAAACUGGGUAUACUAAGGAAGAGUUUGCGCUUCAGCAGCGCAAGGAGGGGUGGAGGAGGUGCAGACGGAGCGGACGACGGCAAAAUGUCGGAAGAUAGCGAUGACCAACGGGCUUUAGGCAGGUCUAGGAAGCGCCGUAGGGAUGUGCUAGAUUUUGAGAGUGACUCGUCCGAUUACGCGCGUCGAAACAGCGAUCGUAUUUCUCGCAGAGUUCAACAACAUUCGCGUGUAAAUGGAGCAGUUAGAAAGAAUCUGCGACCUAGAACUAAUACCAAUUAUCGCGAUAUUAUUUCGCCGAAAAUUGGCCAAUUAAGACGAUAUUCUUCAAGAGCAGUAGAAGAUGAAGAAGUGGAUGACGACGAGGACGACGAUGAUGAUGAUGAUGUUGAAGUAGUAGUAAAUUAUAGAAAUUCUCGUUACGAGCGCCGAUCGAGACAUUAUAAUAAUGAUGUCCGUCAACAACGAAAUAGCACAAGAAGAUCGGAACAAGAACAGAAUGAUGCAAAUAAUAGUGGUGGAAUUCGAACUAGGUCUAGAAGUUCACCUAAUAAAUCUUCACAAAAAGACGAAACUUCACAAAAUAAAAAAGCGUCAUCUAUGGAUAUACUUGAUCAAUCGAACCCCCGUGCUUCUUAUAAUAAUAAUGCUGAUACUAGAUCUCAAUUUCCCAAUGGAACUUCCACACCCGAACCAGGCCGUAAAGAUUCUCCCCAAUUGGAGGACGAGAUGGAAGAUGAAGAAGGUGAGAGACAGAGUUCAAGCGACGAUGUUAGAGGUGGCAGGAUAUAUGAAUUACGUCAAAGAAAACCUUUGCGCAGCUAUCGUUCGCACAGAGAUUACAAUAAAUACGACAUUUGGUCAAAUGCAGAACCCGAGCCGAAACGCCGUAGAAGAUGUUUGAGAGCAACCCGACAACGCAUUCGAGAUCUCAGUGACGACGAUGACGAUGAAGAAGAUGAUAGAGCUCAAACUCCCUAUAUACGCCCUCCGGUUGCUUGCUCCAGCCCAGCAAAACAUAAAGAUAAACUAAAACCGGCGAAUGAUAUGGAUACCUCGCAUAUUAAAUUAUCUGAUAUUCAGCCCCUCAGCAUUGGUGAUGAUGGCUUCCGCUUUGAACAAGUUGGUGGCUUGGAUUCUCAUGUGCGUUGCUUACGAGAGAUGGUCAUUUUGCCAAUGUUGUAUCCAGAAGUAUUUGCGCAAUUUGGCACAAAGCCGCCUAAAGGCGUUCUAUUUCACGGUCCACCGGGAACUGGUAAAACUUUACUAGCUAGAGCGCUAGCAGGUGAAUGUUCUGCUAACACAGGACAAAAAGUGUCCUUCUUUUUACGCAAAGGCGGUGAUUUACUAAAUAAAUGGUUUGGAGAGAGCGAAAAACAUCUGAGAUUGUUAUUCGAACAAGCGCAGCUCAUGAGACCAUCUAUUAUAUUUUUCGACGAAAUUGACGGAUUUUGUCCCGCGCGUACAUCGAAACAAGAUCAAGUAUAUUCAAGUAUUGUUUCAACAUUACUAACCCUGAUGGAUGGAUUAGAAGCAAGAGGCGAUGUCAUAAUUAUCGGAGCUACAAAUCGUAUAGAAUCAUUGGAUCCAGCACUAAGAAGACCCGGCAGAUUUGAUAGAGAGCUAUUCUUUCCCCUACCUGCAAGAUCGCAGCGUGAGGCUAUUUUGAAGAUUCAUGUAUCCAAAUGGAAAAAUGGGGCACCCGGUGAUGAUAUGAUAUCUCAGCUCUCAGACCUAACAGAUGGAUACUGCGGCGCUGAUCUUGAAGCGCUGUGUUCCGAAGCUAUGCUUCAAAGCCUGCGAAGAACUUAUCCGCAAAUUUACGAGUCAAAAUUCAAAUUAGCCAUAGACACCGAGAAAGUUAAAGUCGAACAUGUCGAUUUCCUCAGAGCUCAAGCUCAAAUAAUACCAGCAGGGUCUCGAAAGGGAAAUAAAUAUGGACGACGUUUACCGCGAUUUUUAUUACCUCUCCUGGAUGCAGCUUUGAAAGACGCCGUAGAGAGGUUGGGCAAAGUGUUUCCGUAUAUGGAUCCUGAUACUUCAAAACAAGUUCAGGUUCUGAGACAGGAUCAUGCUUUAUUCCAUUCGCGUUUGCUGAUUCUUGGACAGUCGGAAGGUUGCGGCCAAUCUUAUUUGGCUCCUGCGUUAUUGCAUCACAUGGAACAUUUGAGCGUUUACAAUUUAGAUGUCAGCUCAAUACAUGGUACUGAUGAUUUGUCAUUAUCUCAAGAGCAAACUGUGUCGCACAUCCUAGAUGAAUGCAUGCGUAGAGCGCCUAGUAUUCUUUACUUGCCUUCUUUAGACUUACUGUGGGAACAUGCUUCCGAUGCCACCAAGGCCAUACUUGCAGAAAAAAUUCAAAUAAUAACUAAAUGUUCACCUGUUCUUGUAUUAGCAACUGCUAAUAUGAUGCUUGAGGAAUUAGAUGAUCGCAUACAAACAUUAUUUCCUGCUCAUUUACGUUGUGUUCUACCAAUGACUAAUCAUCCAAUGAGACAGUCUCGAGAAGAAUUCUUCAAACCUCUGUUUGUUAAUUUGGCACUGAAACCUCCUCAAGUGAAGCCAAAAACAAGAAAAGUAGAGGUUUUACCCAGAGCACCCACACCUCCUGCUAGAAUUUAUACACCAGAAGAAUUAGCAAAAUUUGAAUCUCAAGAAGAAGAGAAAUUAGUUGAGUUACGUGUAUUUUUGAGAGAGAUUGCCCAUCAUUUAAGUAAACAGCGCACUUUUCGGAUGUUUGCAAAACCAGUAGACUUAGAUGAGGUUAAAGAUUACUUAGAUGUUAUUAAGCAACCUAUGGAUUUAGAAACAAUGAUAGCAAAAAUAGAUUUAAAUCGAUAUACAACUGCCAAAGAAUUUCUCCAAGACAUCGAUCUAAUCUGUGCAAAUGCUUUAGAAUACAACCCCAAUAAGACCAGUGCUGAUAAAAAGAUAAGACAUUGUGCUGUUGCUUUAAAAGACUACGCAUAUGCUAAAAUAAAAGGAGAAAUGGAUACAGACUUUGAAGAUGAAUGUCAAGAAAUUGCUAAGCGCAGAAUGAUCCGAAAUCAAAUUCAAGAAGCAGGAGCAAGAGAGGCUGAAGCCAAAGUGGUAGUAACAGAUGCUAACAACAAAACCAAUGCUUCAAAUGCAAAUACUAGUAAACAAUCAAAUAAUAGCAGUAUAUCUAUGGAAAUUGUUGAUGACUUUUUAGAUGUAUCUGAUCUUUUGGCGGAGGUUAAAGCAACGGACUCUCAAAAAGUAAUAAUUGAUCGAGGACAUUUAGACAAACUUUACACUAAGUGUUUGAAUAUAACAAAACAUUCGGAUGUUCAAGCCUUAGCAGAAGUUUACACUCAAUUGCUGAAGACUAUAUUAGGUUACUUGAAGCAAGCCGACAGGCAAAAUCUUCUCAAAGAUUUAAGUACUGAACUAGAAUUUUUUGAAAAACAUUUGGACAAACAUCAGAAUGCGUGAUGGUAGAUUUAUAAAAUUGUGAUUGUGUGUUUAUUUAUAUUUGAGAUACAAAUGUUUAAUGUCCAAAGAUGAUUAUAUGUAAAAAAAGUGUAUUGUGAUUUGUGUAGUAAAUAUGAGUCACAAGGAAUAAUCAAUAUUAAAAUUCACUUGUACCUUUUGAGCGAAAAAUAAAUAAGCCAUUGUGAUCAAAUUGCUUGCUUAAAAGCUUGUAACAGAAAAUACUUAAUGUUGAAAUUAAGUUGGAUAAAUAUUUUGCAAGAUCAGCUGUAAGAAACU